Messenger RNA from Varanus komodoensis (Komodo dragon), 2219 nucleotides. RefSeq names its product C-C motif chemokine receptor 4 (gene CCR4). Lineage: Eukaryota; Metazoa; Chordata; Lepidosauria; Squamata; Varanidae. Gene Ontology annotation, biological process: G protein-coupled receptor signaling pathway; chemotaxis; inflammatory response. The transcript has 2 exons. Gene Ontology annotation, cellular component: membrane. Gene Ontology annotation, molecular function: C-C chemokine receptor activity. The record is from RefSeq and is a predicted model, not a curated record. The coding region runs from base 51 to 1130 and encodes 359 amino acids.
CCACUUCCUCAGAGGGCAGAUAAUCCCACACACUCUGGUUUCACAGGAAAAUGACAACUAUCCCUGAAGCAGACAACAUCACCAGGAUAUUCACGCAGUAUUCGGUGUAUGAUUAUAGUUAUGAUGACACCCCAGCCCCAUGCAGCAAAGCAGGAGUGAGGCGUUUUCGUUCUUGGUUCCUUCCCACAUUUUACUCCCUCGUGUUCCUGUUUGGCUUGGCAGGGAAUCUCCUUGUCGUCUUGGUGCUGCUGAAAUACAAGAGGCUGAGAACCAUGACGGAUAUCUACCUGCUCAAUCUUGCCAUCUCCGACUUGCUUUUUGUUUUGGCUCUUCCUUUCUGGUCAUAUUUCGUGGCUGAUGAGUGGGUGUUUGGAAAUGGCUUCUGUAAACUAAUCUCUUGGGUCUACCAGGUUGGAUUUUACAGUGGGAUCUUUUUCAUUGUACUCAUGAGCAUCGACAGGUACCUUGCCAUUGUUCAUGUUGUGUUUGCUUUGAAAGCAAGAACUGUCAGCCAUGGCAUUGUGACUAGUGUUGUUGUAUGGGUGAUUGCUGGUACAGCUGCUAUUCCAGAAAUAAUAUUCAGCCAAUCUGUUAGUGAGUAUAAUUAUACAAUGUGCAAGCUAGUGUACUUCAAGAAUCAGACAACAUGGAAUCUCUUCACUGCCUUGGAAACCAACAUUUUAGGCCUUCUUGUGCCAUUCAUUGUCAUGUUGGUUUGCUAUACAGAGAUUGUGAAGACCCUGCUGCGCUGCAGAAAUAAUAAGAAAAAGAAGGCUGUCAAAAUGAUCUUUGCUGUUAUGCUUGUGUUUUUCCUGUUUUGGACCCCUUAUAACAUUGUCCUUUUCUUACAGUGUUUGGUUGAUAUAGGCAUUAUUAGAGAAUGCCAAAUCAGCAAAAACCUGGAUUAUGCAAUUCAGGUAACUCAAACAGUAGCGUUUUUUCACUGCUCUCUUAAUCCUAUUAUCUACUUCUUCAUGGGACAAAAGUUCAAGAAAUACAUCAAACUAUUCUUUAAGAACUACAUCUUUUCAAAAAUAUUUUGCAAAGCCUGUGGAUUCCCCGAUACCGUCUACUUCGAAUCAUCAGGAUCACUCUACACUCAGUCCACAAGUGAUGAAGAGCCUCUCUGAAAAUGCUGAAAUAUGCUGUUGUGUUUUUAGGGAGGCAUUUUUGUUCAUUUCUUUUUGGUUUAGGGGUAUUUUUGCCUGUCUGUUUACUUUGUGGUGUGUAGGGAGGGAGUAUUUUGCCUCUUUGAUUGUUGGAAGAACAAUCAGAACAUCACCAGUUUUUCUUUCUGUAAAAUGGGCACCUUUUGCUUUGUAGGAACAAAUAUGAGCCUUGGCAUUUGGGGCCCAAACCCAGGCCAUGCAACCAUUUUCUUGGAAAAUCUAACUAGGCAGAUCACAGAGCAGCCAGUAUUUUGCCUGGGCCUAUAACAGCAUCUCAGCUUUCUAAAUGUUCCCACAGGCCCAAAAAUAUUGCUCUGUGGGGAACUAGCAAAUGUAGGAAAUUCAGUGUGAAGAGGAUUUUUUUAAAAAAAUCAAAUUGGAGAAAGAUAUGGCAUAAAAUUAAUCAGUCUGACUGCAUUGAACUUCAGUGACUGAAGAUCUGGAAUAAGCAAAGGAAUAAUAUUCCUUGAUUCAGGCUAGUGAUCAGUUUGCUUUCCUGAAACUCAGAGGCUUGAUAUAUGGACAAAAAAACCACCCUUGCAACAAAAGCCUUAUGCAUGGCAGCACCAAGCGCACUGAAUAGUGCAGUCAUGCAGAUUUUAAGUGCUUUAUGCUUAUUAGCUUACACCUCCUCAAAAAUGUGAUUACUCAAGUACCUGCUAAGAGAUUAAUCAUCUUAUAUGGGUUUCCUUUCAAGUCACCAUAUAAGAUCUGCUUGCAAAGUCCUUCCAUCUUCUGGGAUUUUUCUUCUAUAUAUAGUAGAACUUUAUUCAAUUUGCACUAAUUGUGUAUGGUUUUCAGUUAUAUUACCUUGUUAUGCACAUUGCCUGACUUCUCCUUGUUUUAAUAUUGGCUCUACACAUGAGGAUAUUAUUGACUCUGUUGUUCAUCUUUCCGUUUUUGUAAAAGAAGAGAAGAUUUUAUAUCCCUGUCAUCAUGCCCAAGUGUUUUCUGUAUUUUCAUGUCUAGAAAUUGUUCUCAAAAAUGUGUGUGUUCAGUAAAAACUUGUAAAGACAUUUCUAUUUUUGCUUGACUGUUAAUGCUUUUGAA